AUGCUUCGCGAAGAACGGUGCGGAGUAUUCAGAGCAGUUCAUGAGAUUAUGCAUUGGUUUGCUGGAAAGCACGUGAGAAAUGUAGCGUCAGUGGCCGGCAAUAUCGUAACCGCCUCUCCCAUUUCUGACCUGAAUCCUAUAUGGAUGGCGGCUGGUGCCAAGGUCGUUCUGGAGUCCAUAGAGCGUGGAAUGCGUUGUCCUGUCAUCGAUGAACAUUUCUUCUUAUCUUACAGAAGGGUCGCAGUGGAAGCCGAUGAAGUGGUGAAAGCCGUCAUCAUACCUUUCACCGAGAAGAACCAAUUCUUCCGCGUGUACAAGCAAGCGCAACGUCGCGAGGAUGAUAUCGCGAUUCGUCACCGGAGCAUUUAA
This is a messenger RNA of Cooperia oncophora, 369 nucleotides long. Lineage: Eukaryota; Metazoa; Nematoda; Chromadorea; Rhabditida; Trichostrongylidae. The record is from the annotation of a GenBank genome assembly.